Molecule: messenger RNA, 1908 nt
Organism: Cucurbita pepo subsp. pepo (vegetable marrow)
Lineage: Eukaryota; Viridiplantae; Streptophyta; Magnoliopsida; Cucurbitales; Cucurbitaceae
Product: glucan endo-1,3-beta-glucosidase 2
Biological process (GO): carbohydrate metabolic process
Molecular function (GO): hydrolase activity, hydrolyzing O-glycosyl compounds
Source: RefSeq, a predicted model, not a curated record
UUUACCUUGGUUUUAACUUGCCUUCACUCAUUCUGUCCUUUCACCGAUUCCCCUCUCCUUCCUCUCUUUCUUUCUCCAUUGUUGGGUUCUUCAAGCUCUGUUCAAGGAAUGGAGCUGACGGCUAUGGAGUCUCAAAUGGGUGUCUGUGUUUCAUUUCUCCUCUUGAUAUUCUCUCUUUUGUCUCUGCAGGCCGCUGCUGAAGAUGUAUUUGUUGGUGUGAAUAUAGGAACUGAUCUAUCGGUUAUGCCUCAUCCAACACAAGUAGUAGCCCUCCUGAAAGCUCAACAAAUUCGACAUGUUCGGUUAUACGAUGCCGAUGGCGGGAUGCUGAUGGCACUUGCAAAUACAGGCAUUCAAGUUAUGGUAUCUGUUCCUAAUGAACAGCUUCUUGGGAUUGGACAAUCAAACUCCACUGCAGCUAACUGGGUUAAUCACAAUGUGAUAGCCCAUUAUCCAGCUACUAACAUUUCAGCAAUUUCUGUUGGCUCUGAGGUUCUAACAGAACUUCCUAAUGCAGCUAAAAUCCUUGUCAAUGCCAUGAAAUACAUUCACUCAGCACUUGUUGCUUCCAACCUUGAUCACCAGAUUAAGGUCUCCACACCGCUUUCUUCUUCGAUUAUUCUCGAUUCGUUUCCUCCUUCACAAGCGUUCUUCAAUGCAUCAUUGGAUCCUGUAAUUGUCCCCUUGCUUGGUUUCUUGCAAUCUACUAACUCCUUUCUUAUGUUCAAUGUGUAUCCCUAUUAUGACUAUAUGCAAUCUGAUGGCUUUAUUUUGUUGGAUUAUGCACUCUUAAAGCCUCUCCCUUCUAAUAAGGAAGCUGUUGAUUCGAACACGCUUCUUCGAUACACCAAUGUUUUCGAUGCUUUGGUCGAUGCAGCCUACUUUGCUAUGGCUUCUCUAAAUUUCACUAACAUACCCAUUGUAGUUUCAGAAACAGGCUGGCCAUCAAAAGGUGGCGCUACUGAGCCUGAUGCAACAUUGGAUAAUGCAAACACUUACAAUAGCAAUUUAAUCAGGCACGUGCUGAACAAAACUGGAACUCCUAAACAUCCAGGGGUUGCUGUUAGUACUUACAUUUAUGAGCUCUAUAAUGAGGACAUGAAACCAGGGCCAAUUUCUGAGAAAAACUGGGGACUGUUUGAUGCAAAUGGAAAGCCUAUAUACAUUUUGCGCUUGACGGGAUCGGGACUUGUGUUAGCGAAUGAUACGAUGAACCCGACGUACUGUGCUGCAAAGGAAGGAGCUGACUCGAAGAUGCUGCAGGCUGCCUUAGAUUGGGCAUGUGGACCUGGCAGGGUGGAUUGUUCAGCUUUGCUCCAAGGGCAGCCAUGCUACGAACCAGACAAUGUGAUGGCUCAUGCAACAUAUGCUUUUAAUGCAUAUUAUCAUCAAAUGGGGAAAGCAUCAGGUUCAUGUGACUUCAAUGGAGUGGCUGCAGUUACAACCAGUAACCCAAGUCAUGGAUCCUGCUCAUUCUCAGAAAGUGUUGGGAGGAAUGGCACGAUGGCAAACAUCACAGCCCCAUCAAUGAACUCCACGAAAUCAGAUUCUUCUGCAAGCGAUUAUGAGUAUAAUAUAUUGAGUUGUGCAUUGAUGAUGUUUGGGGCCCUGCUUGGGGGUUCCAUUUGGUUGUAGACAUAUUCUUCUUCUUCUUCUUCUUCUUCUUCUUCUUGCUGCUCUGUUUUUGGAUGAUCCAUUAGUGUGGGAUGAGUUACAUUCUCCCGCCGUGGUGAUAAGGAGUAGGUUUUAGGUUGGUUCUCUCUUCUUCCAUUCAAUUUUGUACAAGUCAAGAUGGAGUUGUGGAGAGUUUGAAUUAUAUAUUAGGCUAUUAGCUCUCUACUCAAACUAUGUAACAUUUAUUUUUUCCUCCUUUUGGAAUGAAAGUCUUAUUAUUAUUAUUAUGAUCAA